AUGACAUUAGCUACACAAUUUGCAGAAACCACACGUUAUUCCGCCACAAGUCCCGAGUUGAGACGAAGGGUAUUACAAUUAUACCGCAAGUACAUCAGGAACUCACGAGAAUUUGCCAACUUGUAUGAGUUGGACAUGCCUGUGUCCAGCAUAAAAACCAAGAUUAGACAAGAGUUUGAAAGACAACGGUUUGUUGAUGAUUUGGCCAUCAAAAACGUGUUGUAUAUGAAGGGUCAGAUGGAGUUUCAGGAGUUGAUUAACUUUUGGAAACAACAGUGCCAUGUGUUGAGGUAUUUCGAUGAUCAGAAUGCGUACAAUACUAUUGAUAAGAAUGAUUUUGUAAAGAACUUUUUGAGAGGGAACUAG
This is a messenger RNA of Lodderomyces theae, 366 nucleotides long. RefSeq lists its product as uncharacterized. The transcript has a single exon. The record is from RefSeq and is a predicted model, not a curated record. The coding region runs from base 1 to 366 and encodes 121 amino acids. Gene Ontology annotation, biological process: response to oxidative stress. Lineage: Eukaryota; Fungi; Ascomycota; Pichiomycetes; Serinales; Debaryomycetaceae.